This is a messenger RNA of Ictidomys tridecemlineatus (thirteen-lined ground squirrel), 3474 nucleotides long. The record is from RefSeq and is a predicted model, not a curated record. NCBI's taxonomy places the organism in Eukaryota, Metazoa, Chordata, Mammalia, Rodentia, Sciuridae.
GACCCGCAGAGGUGGCGGCGGCCAGUGGCAGGAGGAUGGUGCAGAAAGAGAGCCAGGCGGCGCUGGAGGAGCGGGAGAAUGAACUCAGUUCUAACCCAGCCGCCUCUGCGGGCGCAUCGUUGGAGCCGCCGGCAGCUCCAGCCCCUGGGGAAGACAACCCAGGAACCGGGGCUGGGGGAGCGGCAGUGACCGGGGCGGCAGGAGGGGCUCGGAGGUUCUUGUGUGGCGUGGUGGAAGGAUUUUAUGGAAGACCUUGAGUUAUGGAACAGAGAAAAGAACUCUUUAGAAGGCUCCAGAAAUGGGAAUUGAAUACAUACUUGUAUGCUCCAAAAGAUGACUAUAAACAUAGGAUGUUUUGGAGAGAAAUGUAUUCAGUGGAGGAAGCUGAGCAACUUAUGACUCUCAUCUCUGCUGCCCGGGAAUAUGAGAUAGAGUUCAUCUAUGCUAUCUCGCCUGGAUUGGAUAUCACUUUUUCUAACCCUAAGGAAGUAUCUACAUUAAAACGCAAAUUGGACCAGGUUUCUCAGUUUGGAUGCAGGUCAUUUGCUUUGCUUUUUGAUGAUAUUGACCAUAAUAUGUGUGCAGCAGACAAAGAGGUAUUCAGUUCUUUUGCUCAUGCACAAGUCUCCAUCACAAAUGAAAUUUAUCAGUACCUAGGAGAGCCAGAAACUUUCCUCUUCUGUCCUACAGAAUAUUGUGGCACUUUCUGUUAUCCAAAUGUGUCUCAGUCUCCUUAUUUAAGGACUGUGGGUGAAAAGCUUCUACCUGGAAUUGAGGUCCUUUGGACAGGUCCCAAAGUUGUUUCUAAAGAAAUUCCAGUAGAGUCUAUUGAAGAGGUUUCUAAGAUUAUUAAGAGAGCUCCAGUAAUCUGGGAUAACAUUCAUGCUAAUGAUUAUGAUCAGAAGAGGUUGUUUCUGGGCCCAUACAAAGGAAGAUCUACAGAACUCAUCCCACGGUUAAAAGGAGUCCUGACUAAUCCAAAUUGUGAAUUUGAAGCCAACUAUGUUGCUAUCCACACCCUUGCUACUUGGUACAAAUCAAACAUGAAUGGAGUGAGAAAAGAUGUAGUGAUGACUGACAGUGAAGACAGUACUGUAUCAAUCCAGAUAAAGUUAGAAAAUGAAGGCAGUGAUGAAGAUAUUGAAACUGAUGUACUCUAUAGUCCUCAGAUGGCUCUAAAGCUAGCUUUAACAGAAUGGUUGCAAGAGUUCGGUGUACCUCAUCAGUAUAGCAGUAGGCAAGUUGCACACAGUGGAGCUAAAGCAAGUGUAGUUGAUGGGGCUCCCUUAGUCACAGCUCCCUCUUUAAAUGCCACAACAGUAGUUACAACAGUUUAUCAGGAGCCCAUUAUGAGUCAGGGAGCAGCUCUGGGUGGUGAACCUACACCUCUGACCAAGGAAGAAGAAAAGAAACAGCUAGAUGAGGAACCCAUGGACAUGGUAGUAGAGAAACAAGAAGAAACAGAUCACAAGAAUGACAAUCAAAUACUAACUGAAAUUGUUGAAGCUAAAAUGGCAGAGGAAUUGAAACCGAUGGACACUGAUAAAGAAAGCAUAGCUGAAUCAAAAUCCCCAGAGAUGUCUAUGCAAGAAGAUUGUAUUAGUGAUAUUGCUCCUAUGCAGACUGAUGAACAGACAAACAAGGAGCAGUUUGUGCCAGGUCCAAAUGAAAAGCCUUUGUAUACUGCAGAACCAGUGACUCUAGAAGAUUUGCAGUUACUUGCUGAUCUGUUCUACCUACCUUAUGAGCAUGGACCUAAAGGAGCACAAAUGUUACGGGAAUUCCAGUGGCUUCGAGCAAAUAGCAGUGUAGUUAGUGUCAAUUGCAAAGGCAAAGACUCUGAAAAAAUUGAAGAAUGUAGGUCUCGAGCGGCCAAGUUUGAAGAGAUGUGUGGACUAGUGAUGGGAAUGUUCACUCGGCUUUCCAAUUGUGCCAACAGGACAAUCCUUUAUGACAUGUACUCCUAUGUUUGGGAUAUCAAGAGUAUAAUGUCUAUGGUGAAGUCUUUCGUACAGUGGUUAGGGUGUCGUAGUCAUUCUUCAGCACAGUUCUUAAUUGGAGACCAAGAACCCUGGGCCUUUAGAGGUGGUCUAGCAGGAGAGUUCCAGCGUUUGCUGCCAAUUGAUGGGGCAAAUGAUCUAUUUUUCCAACCACCCCCACUGACUCCUACCUCCAAAGUUUAUACUAUCAGACCAUAUUUUCCUAAAGAUGAGGCUUCCGUGUACAAGAUUUGCAGAGAAAUGUAUGAUGAUGGAGUGGGUUUGCCUUUUCAAAGUCAACCUGACCUUAUUGGAGACAAAUUAGUAGGAGGACUGCUUUCCCUCAGCCUGGAUUACUGUUUUGUCCUAGAAGAUGAAGAUGGUAUAUGUGGUUAUGCCUUGGGCACUGUAGAUGUGACCCCCUUCAUUAAAAAAUGUAAAAUUUCCUGGAUUCCAUUCAUGCAGGAGAAGUACACAAAGCCAAAUGGUGACAAAGAACUCUCAGAAGCUGAGAAAAUAAUGUUGAGUUUCCAUGAAGAACAGGAAGUGUUGCCAGAAACUUUCCUCGCCAACUUCCCUUCUCUGAUCAAGAUGGAUAUUCACAAAAAAGUAACUGACCCAAGUGUAGCCAAGAGUAUGAUGGCUUGCCUCCUGUCUUCACUGAAAGCUAAUGGCUCCCGGGGGGCUUUCUGUGAAGUGAGACCAGAUGAUAAAAGAAUUCUGGAAUUUUACAGCAAGUUAGGCUGUUUUGAAAUUGCAAAAAUGGAAGGAUUUCCAAAGGAUGUGGUUAUACUUGGUCGGAGCCUGUGACACUGUUGGCACCAUGAACUGUCCAAAACUCUUAACUCCACCUUGUGGUUGGUGGUUGGGGUCUUCAUACGGUUCUGCGUCUGGAGCAGCAACAUAUCAGUCCAUUUGAAUUGAAAACAAAGACAACUUUGUAAAACUCACCCAUCACACUUUCAGACUCCUGACUGGUUGGAAGAAGAUAGUAUACUGCUGCAAAUUCUGUAUGAAACAGACAUGUGGGGCCCUUCUUCUGGGUCUUAUGUCUUGUGUUAGGUGCUAAGACACCUUAGGUGGGCUUAUAGGGAGGAUCUUCAAUAAAUGUAGUCAGCACUAUUUUUCUGUAUCCAGUGUUGCAUUUCUCACCUAAGAGUAAUCAAAAUCACUUCUGGCAUCCUCUUUGGUUUAUUGAAUGAAAUGUCUCAUUCUUUGGAGACAUGCAGAGUUGAGAAAGAUUUUAGUGGGUUUCAGAGCCUUCAGGGUUGAUUUUCCAGGUGGGAUGGUUUGGCAUUAGUUUAAGAUGAAUAAAUGAUUUCAAUUUGGGGCAGUUUUUCUGCUUUUUGUAAAGCUAUGGCUGAUUGUCUCCUGUAGUAACCAUUGGUUCAGGCAUGUUGUACUUUGUAGGGACAAAAAUGUGCAGUUGUUUGUGUAAAAGCCUAAAACUGACAAACUUGUAAAUUUCUUUGUAUAUAAACUAGCUGUAACUUGA